Penaeus monodon (black tiger shrimp) is the source of this 1015-nucleotide messenger RNA. RefSeq names its product zwei Ig domain protein zig-8-like. The transcript is spliced from 7 exons. The coding region runs from base 1 to 915 and encodes 304 amino acids. Gene Ontology annotation, cellular component: neuron projection membrane. NCBI's taxonomy places the organism in Eukaryota, Metazoa, Arthropoda, Malacostraca, Decapoda, Penaeidae. Gene Ontology annotation, biological process: synapse organization. The record is from RefSeq and is a predicted model, not a curated record.
AUGGGCCCUAGAGGAGUAUGGCUGAAGGUGAGCUUAGGAUUUUUCUUAGACAAACAAGAUGUCUUGACUCCUUUAUUGAAGAGUAUUGAUUGCGUGCGUCUGCUACGAGGACCGAGGUGUUGCUCCUUGGCUCGCCACAAAGAGAACUGCCUAUCACAUCACCGUGAAGUUGGCCAAGACAUCUCGUCAGGACGAAUAACCGGCCCCUACUUUUUAUCCGGAGUUUCCCGCGACGUGGUGGCUGCCGAGGGUCAGGCGGCGUAUCUACACUGCCGCGUCGCGCACAUCGGCGACGUGGCGCGUGUGUCGUGGAUAAGACAACGAGACCUCCAUGUCAUUAGUGCUGGGUUUGUUGUCUUCGCUUCAGACCAAAGAUAUCGGGUUAUCCACCCCGCUACCUCCGAUAACUGGACUUUGCAGAUCAAGUACGUACAGCAGAGGGACUCGGGAGGUUACGAGUGCCAAGUAAACACAGAGCCGAAGAUAUCGAUGUCGUUUUACCUUACUGUGGUUGAGUCCAGGGCAACGAUCCAAGGUCCAGGAUAUGUCAAAGCUGGGAGUACUAUCAACCUCACCUGUAUUAUUAACCAGGUGAAUGUUGAAGGACUGGUAUACUGGUACCGCGACCAACAGAUCCUCGACUACGAAGGACCCGUGUCCAUCCUGACGCAGGAGGCGGCGGAGGGAACCACGUCGCGACUCACCAUCAGGAACGCCACCCCCAGGGACUCCGGGAACUAUACGUGUUGGCCCACCUCCGCGCAGCCUUCGUCGGUGCUCAUCAACGUCGUUUUGGAGGGCGAGCAACCGGCAGCUAUGCAAACAGGUGUUGGUACUCGCACCUGUUUAACAACGCACCUGCUAUGGAUGCCCUUACUUUCCCUUACUCUGGCACUCCUUCCUGGACACAGAUGAUGAAACUCAACGUCCCUUGGCACUGAUUGGCACUGAUUGGCACAUGGGCGCGGCGUGUGCCCUUCUGGUGGCAGUUGUUUGUAUUUAUAUAUCUGAAAAC